Nilaparvata lugens (brown planthopper) is the source of this 1089-nucleotide messenger RNA. It is a transcript of the gene Glo1, whose product is annotated as lactoylglutathione lyase. NCBI's taxonomy places the organism in Eukaryota, Metazoa, Arthropoda, Insecta, Hemiptera, Delphacidae. The transcript has 5 exons. Gene Ontology annotation, molecular function: lactoylglutathione lyase activity; metal ion binding. The coding region runs from base 236 to 784 and encodes 182 amino acids. The record is from RefSeq and is a predicted model, not a curated record.
AUACGGUACUGUCUGUGACCGAGAGUGGUUUGUAUGCCAAAUUGCCGAUGCCGACAAAACUUUCUUUAGUUUUUGAGGUUGGACUUUGGAAAUUAGUUUAAUUUUUUGGUUUCAGGCUGAAGCUUAUUCAAGUUCUAAUUUAUGUUACGUAAAUGAUUAAAAUCUUCAAAUAGAUCUGAAGAGUUAUAUUCUUUUCAAGUGUGUUGUUUGUACAACGUUGUUAGAAUAAAAAGCCAUGAGCGAUACCGUGGGUUUAUCUGACAUGGAAGUGAAGAAACUUUGCCAAGAUCCAGAUCCUUCAACAAAGGACUUCAUCAUGCAACAGACUAUGUACAGAAUUAAGGAUCCUAGACUUUCGCUGCCAUUCUAUACUGGAGUGCUUGGAAUGACUCUUCUGAAAAAGUUUGACUUUCCAGAAAUGAAGUUCAGUCUCUAUUUCUUGGGCUACGAAGAUCCAGCUGAGAAACCGUCAGAUGAAGCAGAACUAAGUGAAUGGACAUUUUCAAGAAAGGCGGCUAUUGAAUUGACUCACAAUUGGGGAACAGAAAAUGAUCCAGAUUGUAAGUACCACAAUGGGAACAGUGAUCCUCGAGGAUUUGGUCACAUUGGAGUCAUGGUACCAGACGUCGAAAAAGCUUGUCAAAGAUUUGAAACACUUGGAGUUGAUUUUGUCAAAAAGCCCAAUGAUGGGAAAAUGAAAGGAAUCGCUUUCAUCAAAGACCCUGAUGGCUAUUGGAUUGAAAUAUUUAAUGCCAAAGCAACGCCAGUAAUGUUAGGUUCAUAGUAAAUAACAGGUAGCAAUCACUUUACUAGACACACAUUUUACUUCUGCUAUACGAAUUUUUCAGCAAAACAUUUUCGCAUCAUUGAGGUUUUCAAUGCAACUUAUGUAAAUUUUUAACGACAUUUUAAUGAAAGUUUGUAAUACUAGAGUUGAACAUGAAUCAUUCAUGAAUGUGGUCGACCAACUAUAAUAUAAUUUUCUGCACUACUUCAAAAGAUUAGUUGCCUAAUGAUUUUGUGCCUUAAAAAAUGGUAUGCAAUGAUGUUAAAAAAUACAUUUUAAAAUGAAUUUGAUCUUAAUUAUAA